Fundulus heteroclitus (mummichog) is the source of this 5583-nucleotide messenger RNA. It is a transcript of the gene fam135b, whose product is annotated as family with sequence similarity 135 member B. The record is from RefSeq and is a predicted model, not a curated record. Bases 543 to 4661 code for a protein of 1372 amino acids. The transcript is spliced from 20 exons. NCBI's taxonomy places the organism in Eukaryota, Metazoa, Chordata, Actinopteri, Cyprinodontiformes, Fundulidae.
UUCUCAGUCUCAGCAGCGUGGUCAUUCCCGCGUGCCCGCUUCCCUCGCGCUUUUCAGAGGUGGUGGAGGUGGUAGGGGGGCAGGCUCUGACGUCAGCUCGACCCGCCGGACGCGCACCUCCCCGCCGCGCGCGGCUCUCGCUCAGAGCGAGGGACCCUCAGCACUGUUAACCACCGGGCUUACCGAUGAUCCGCAUGCGGUCGGUUCGGAGCGAGAAAGGAAACGGCUGCGAUGAACGCAGAGAGAGAGGCUGCGCGCCGCGACGCUGCCGCACUUUCCCAAAUUGAGGAGGAGAGAUAGAGAGACGGAGUAGAGGCGGAGAGGGGCUGCAGAACGCCCAGGGUCUGGGUGAAUAUAUAACCAUGGCAACAGCAGCAGCACCAGGAGCACGAGAAGCGGGGAUAUAAACAUUGCAUCCAUCCGUCCGUCCGUCUGUCCGUCCGCAAACAGCGAUUUGACUGGGUUUAAGGGCUGGAGCUGGAGCCGACCCCUCUGCGGACAUCACGCCACAUCACUGCGAAGGUGAUGAGUGGGACUAUAUCAUGUCUGAAGUACAGGGAACGCUGGAGUUUUCUGUUGAACUGCACAAGUUCCACAAUGUGGAUCUUUUUCAAAGAGGGUUCUAUCAGAUACGAGCGGGACUGAAAGUCUCACCUCGUGUGCCCCACAGGUUGACCGUAACAACAAAUGACAAUGCAGGAGAGUGCAGCUUCAGCUCUGCGGGGGUGUACGACGGCAGCGUCUUCAGCCGGAUACUUCAGAUCCUUUACAGAAAUGAGGAGAUUACUGUUAAUGACUGCAUGAUCUUCAAAGUCCACCUACUUCUGGAUGGAGAAAGGUUGGAGGAAGCCUUAAGCGAGGUGGACUUUCAGCUGAAGUUGGAUCUUCACUUCACAGACAAUGAGCAACAGUUGGCAGAGAUAGCGACAGUUCCACUGAUCAGCAGCCGGACCCUAAGCCUCCACUUCCACCCGCGGCGAGGCCUUCACCAUCACGUCCCAGUCAUGUUCGACUACUUCCACUUGUCUGUCAUUUCUGUCUCCGUACAUGCUUCGCUGGUUGCCUUACAUCAACCACUGAUCAGCUUUGCACGUACGGGGAAGGGCUCCUGGCUGGGGAAGGGCUCGCCAGAGAGUGUGAGCGACCCAUCUGCCGUUUCUGUAGAGAACCUUGUGUUCGGAGCUGGCUACUGCAAACCUGUCAUCUCUGAGGGAAGCUUUUAUGUGGCCAGUGAAAACUGCUUGCAGAGAGCUCAUACGUGGCACCGGAGGCUCUGUCGCCUCCUGCUGGCAGCGCACCGAGGCCUGCACACCUACUGCAGCACGCUGACGCAGGAGAUCCCACAGCUCCAGCCAGUUGCAUUGGAAUCAGAGGAGCUGCCUGUUGAAGAAAUUCUAAAUCAGCUCUCCAUAGAGUUACAGCUGCAGGAAGGCCAUGAGAAGGUAGCCGAGCAGAUCAGCAGGGACGUGAGCCAGCUCUGUUCCCAGCUGGCUGCUUUAUGGAGCCGUUUCCUGGAGACCGCUGUGCUCAACCCCUACAUCCUGUCCUACCUGGCCCAGGAGCAUCACACACUUAGGGUGAGAAGGUUCUCAGAGGCAUAUUUCUUCACCGAACACCCAAAAGAGAUCUGCCUGACAUUUCAAGAAGAACUAAUCAACAGACACGGCAAGAUAGCGGCAGAAGUGCGGAGCUCAGACUAUUUGACCAAAAUGCCUCCUUUACCCGUCGAGUGCCUGGACAUCGAUGGAGACUGGAACAUCCUGCCCAUCAUCUUUGAGGACCGAUAUGCGGAGCCUCAGCAGACAGAAACGGUAUCAAUACUUGAAACGACCCAAGACAAAGUCGGCUCGCAAUCACCCGCCAACAGUCUUGCCCAGAAGAUUCUUCAUAGCAGCCAGGAAGCCAAAUCACCAGCAUUAUCCCGGCACUCCUUGGAUGGCGAAGAAUGCACGGACCUGCCUGGACAUGUCCCAAUCAUAGCGGGUCAGAGUCAAAAGGAAGUAACGGGCACCCGGAAUCUUAACCAGACAGAAUGUGGACCGGGGAACUCUGUGAUUGAGGGCCAGACAUUGAAGGAACCGGCAGAAAGUCGUGGCAUUGAAGAUAAACACUUUGAUCCGGACCCAUAUGCUGGAGAGACAGCUCUUGUUCUUUCCUCUAAUAAGGACCUCCUUACUGAUUGCACCAGCGGCGGCGAAGAGUCUCCUGUUCUCAGCGGGAAAGAAAAUGGCCCCGUACCUUUUGGCGACAGUGCGCUUAGAACAACGGUAGAGCAAGAAAACACUGAAGAGGACAGUGACGUAGCUAUGCCUUUAAACCACUCCAUGGAUGAUGACAGCGAAGAUGUUCCCCUCCACAGCCUACUGACCUCCAGUGUGAGUCCUGCUCUACCGUUCUUUCCCGGGGAGCUCAGAAAGGAAAUGACUCAUGGUAGAGGCUUAGUGAGCUCGAAGAUCAUGAAGCGCUCGUCGUCUGUGAUCUCAGACUCAGGGAUUGAGAGCGAGCCCAGCUCGGUGGCAUGGCCUGUGGAGGCUGUUCUCCGAGGACGGCCUUCUCUAGAUUUUUCGAGUGAGCGGGAGAUCCCGAAGCAAGUGGUGCUGGACCACCCGGUCCAUCGCAGCUGCCUGGAAGGCCUGCGGAUGGAGAGCAAUGGCAGCCUUCCGAGUGGAGGCAUCCAGGCCUCUCUCACCUCAAUUAGCUCCCUGCCCUACGAGGAGGACCAGCAACAAAGGAAGCUCAGCAAGCUCACCAAGUCCGUGUCUGCGCCGCAAAUAAGUAGCCCAGAGGACGCGGAGGACUAUCGUGUUCCGAUCAGCCUGGAAAAGGACAGGAAGAGUUCAGUGCAGCAGCAGCAUUUGUGCACUUUAAACUCUGAAAUGGAGUCAGAGCAAUCUGAGUUGUCUGCGCUAAGCCCAAAUACCGACCACACCGAUGGGAGCGAGGGCUCUGAAAAUUCAAACUCUCAGCAGGAUGUGUCAGAGACCUGCCGAAACAAGUCAGCGCUAAACGGUGGGUCUGACGUGUUACUUUCCCAAAAGUCUGCAGCGAGGCUUUUUGUACAGGCAGCCGUUGCCGUCGGAAGCCAGAGGGAUGCAAACAACCAUCAAACACACAUGAGCGGAGGGAGCACUUCAGUGGAAGAUGUGCAUCUCUUUGAACUGGAAGUCGCUCCCUGUAGCUGUGGAAACAAACCAUGUGUGUGUAAAAGUGCAGCGGAGCAGGACAGCGGUGGCUGCGAAGAUGAUUGCCAGAGUUUCCGUCAGAGUGAGCAGGGAGGCGUUGAGGACAGAGGUCUGGAUCCCUCACAGAUGCCCCUGAAGUUGUCACGGUCCAGCGACCUCACCAACAGCACCACCGUCAGACCGAGUGAACUCACAGGGCUGAGGGCCAUGGACAUCACAUCACCUUCUAACCUCAGUGGAGCAUCAACGAGUGAUAAAGACCCUUUGGACUCCCAGACUAAGCCCUCAAGAAUUCCUAACUCCGGGCUGGCUUUUGUGAAUAAGAAGAUGGCGGAGGUGGUAAACAUGUCAGUGUCCUGCGCCCCGACUUGUCUGCCGUUCUCUUCUGCCCUACGAGACUCUCCCUCCAUCAGCGGGAUAUCUGCUCGGCAGGCUUCCUCGCCCAUCACCCAUCAGCCUCUGGGCUCCUUCGGCAUCAUCUCCUCAUCGUCGCUCAGCCCCUUAACCAUGGACGAGGAGACCAAUGAGCGGAUGCUAAAUUUCUACAAAGCCAAAGAGGAGCUCCUUAAAGAGUUGAGGUUCCAGGCCAGCUUAUACAGCAACAUUCCCCUCCUGGCAUCAGAUCUGCCCUACUUCCCUCCGGAGGAGGACGAUGAGGAGUUUGAGGACGGCAUACAUCUUGUAGUGUGUGUCCACGGGCUUGAUGGUAACAGCGCAGACCUCCGGCUGGUCAAGACCUUCAUCGAGCUGGGGCUGCCGGGAUCCAGGCUGGACUUCCUCAUGUCUGAGAGGAAUCAGGCCGACACGUUUGCAGAUUUUGACACUAUGACGGACAGGCUCCUGGAUGAGAUUAUUCAGCAUAUCCAGCUGUACAAUCUCACCAUUGGCAGGAUAAGCUUCAUCGGCCACUCUCUGGGCAACGUCAUCAUCCGCUCCGUGCUGACGAGGCCCCGCUUCCGCUGCUACCUGCCCAAGCUGCACACCUUCCUGUCGCUGUCGGGCCCACACCUGGGAACGCUGUACAACAACAGCGCCUUGGUCAGCACAGGUCUGUGGUUAAUGCAGAAGCUGAAGAAAUCAGGAUCCUUGCUGCAGCUCACCUUCAGAGAUCACGUUGAUCCGCGGAAAACAUUCCUCUACCUCCUGAGUCAGAAACCAGGGCUGCAGUACUUCAAGAACGUGGUGUUGGUCGCGUCUCCACAGGACCGAUAUGUUCCCUUCCACUCAGCCAGAAUAGAGAUGUGCACGACGGCCCUGAAAGACAGAACCACAGGGCCCGUUUACACAGAGAUGAUCAACAACCUCCUGCAGCCGGUGGUGGAGGCCAAGGAGUGCCGACUGAUCCGGCAGAAUGUGUUCCACGCCCUGCCCAACACGGCCAACACGCUGAUCGGCCGCGCUGCCCACAUCGCUGUCCUGGACUCUGAGCUCUUCCUGGAGAAAUUCUUCUUGGUAGCGGGGCUCAACUACUUCAAAUAGAGCUGGUAGCGCCACAGGUUGCCAGGACCUGUGCUGACCAUGGUCGAGAGUCUGAAUCUGGAGAACAGGGACCUCACCACCAGUCGGUGUGGUGCAUAUUAUGAAUGUAAAAAAAAAAAAAAAGAAAAAAAAAAAAGAGUCAGAGCUGUAAAUCCUACCUUUUAGCCUUGUUAGCUGUUGUUCUAAAAUAAUUAGUGUGUUGUGACUGUUUCUGUUCCAAAACUCAGAUGUCUGAGUGUAACGUGUAGCUAUCCAGCGCGAAACAUCGGAGGGCGAUGACUAGAUGAAUUUCAGAUGUUUUCUCUGCCUUAUGAGUACACUUUCAGCCAGAAACAGAAGCAGAUCAUGUUCCCCCGCUUUCCCUUUAGACCUCGUUUAGAGCAUUCUGCGUCGCUGGUUGAGGAGUCCUUUCGGUAAGGGUUACACCGAUGUUGGUCUUUACACGGUUCCUCGAACCAAGGCAAUAGCGGUGCAGCAUUUAACCCUAUGAUUGUACAUGGAGUAUAUUGUUGUACAGAAAACAGCUCUUCCUUUAUACAAAACAAAUAUAUUGUUUAAAAAUAUUUAUUUUUUAUGUAUAUACAGUGUAAGUAGUUCUUCUAAAUGUGAACUUCUGUGUCUUUUUGUGUGACAUCCAUGGAUGACUUAUAAUGAGUUGUUCAAUGUGGGCAGAGGUGGGGAGGUGUGUAGCUGAAAAUUUACUUUACUCAUCCCGAAUUACUUCCAGAUAAACCGAACCCAUUUAGCUCACCUGUCUAAAUAUCAAAAUUAUGUUUGUUUUUGUUUUGUUUUUUCCUUCAUGAGAAACUGGUGACAUUGGCUUUCAAGUUUUCCAAAGAUUUUUGCAUUGUCUAUUCGUCAAAGCCACACCAUUUAGUUGUAGCCGCCCAUUUGAAAAUAAUAAAAAAAUAAGUACACCAUA